AUGGAUUCCAUCGGCUGGCGGUACUACAUCACCUAUGUCGUGCUGCUCGCGUUUGAUUUUGUGGUCGUCUACCUGUACCUGCCAGAGACGGCCAACUUGAGUCUGGAGGAAGUGUCGGGAAUUUUCGAUGGAGAUAAUGCUCUCAUCAGCUGGAAGGGGGUUCGCAGAGUAAGCAAGCGGCAGCGCAUGGAUAAUGCGGCGAGAUACACCGAGAGUGCGUUUGAGCAGGUUGCUACCGCCAAGAAGGGUAUUGAGCUUGUUGAGCAUGUUGAGCAUAGUCAGAAUCAGUAUAAUGGACGCGGGCCCUAA
This is a messenger RNA of Aspergillus calidoustus, 309 nucleotides long. Lineage: Eukaryota; Fungi; Ascomycota; Eurotiomycetes; Eurotiales; Aspergillaceae. The record is from the annotation of a GenBank genome assembly.